Messenger RNA from Equus caballus (horse), 396 nucleotides. Lineage: Eukaryota; Metazoa; Chordata; Mammalia; Perissodactyla; Equidae. The record is from RefSeq and is a predicted model, not a curated record.
AUGGCACCACGUUUGGGAAUCUUUCUGAUUUUGGCUGGCACUUGUAUCUUUCUCCAACUGGACCAUGUGGAUGGAGAUGCAGAGCAGCCGAUGGGGGCUCACCCUUCUGCUACAGUCAAACCAGAAAAUAAGUGUGUCUUCCCAUUCAACUACCGAGCUGAUCGGUAUUAUGAUUGCACUAAGGCUGAUUCGUUUUACCAUUGGUGUUCCUUAACUGAAGAUUAUAGAGGGAGUUGGAAAUAUUGUGCUGCCACAGACUAUGCCAAAUGUGUCUUUCCCUUUGUCUAUCGUGGCCUAACAUAUGAAAGUUGCACAACUGAUGGGAGUCUUUUUCGCAUUUCUUGGUGCUCAGUCACUCCUAACUAUGAUCAUCAUGGAGCUUGGAAAUAUUGCUAG